Galleria mellonella (greater wax moth) is the source of this 3025-nucleotide messenger RNA. Its product is annotated as odorant receptor Or1. Gene Ontology annotation, cellular component: plasma membrane. The record is from RefSeq and is a predicted model, not a curated record. Bases 60 to 1283 code for a protein of 407 amino acids. The transcript is spliced from 10 exons. Gene Ontology annotation, biological process: detection of chemical stimulus involved in sensory perception of smell; sensory perception of smell. Lineage: Eukaryota; Metazoa; Arthropoda; Insecta; Lepidoptera; Pyralidae. Gene Ontology annotation, molecular function: odorant binding; olfactory receptor activity.
CAUUAUAAUUACGUGUACAUUAUAAUUGAAACGACCAAUGUAGUAUUCAUACAUGAGUAAUGAUCUGGUUAUUUCACAAAUACCCUAUCGGUUGUCACUCGUGGCAGCAGAUUCUAACUAUGUCUUUGGCGGGCAGCUGCGUGGCGCUGCACCUGCGCUUCCUGCGCUGCUGCGGAUACUGUCGGCUGGCGGGCGGCGACGGGUACCCGCCACUGCUGCGCUGGCUGCAUCACGCGUACCGAUACUUUGCCCUCGCCCUUAUGACUGCGUAUUUGCUGCAGCAAUGCGUUUACGCAUAUCAGGAGCAAACUGACAUGGACAAGUUGGCGCGGGUGAUGUUCUUGUUGCUGUGCCACGUGACAUCUAUCACGAAACAAAUAGUGUUUCAUGUGGACGCAGAGCGCAUCGACGAGAUGAUCACGGGACUUGACGAUCGUUUGUAUAACGAGGUGUCGGAGAAGCAGGCGCAGCUGCUGUCGACGACGUGCGUACGCGCCGCGCGGCUGGUGCGCGUCUACACCGGCACCGCCUUCAUCACCUGCACGCUGUGGAUCGUGUUCCCGAUCUUGGAAUAUGCUAACGGACGGCCGGUAGAUUUUCCCUUCUGGGCCGGAAUAGAUUACAAUCACUCCAGAAUAAGGUUCCUUCUGGUGCUGUUGUACUCGUAUUACGCGACUUCGCUGGAAGGCAUAGCGAACACAACCAUGGACGCUUUCAUAGCGACCAUCCUUUAUCAGUGUCAAACACAGUUGAAAAUACUGCGAAUGAACAUAGAGAUAUUACCUGACAGAGCACGUGCUAUUGUUAAGAAAGAACCGAACCAAAAAUAUGAGGCAGUUCUUUGGAAAUUAUUUAUAGAGUGCUUAACGCAUUACAAGAAAAUAACCAGCACAAGUAAGAUAUUGCAAGAUAUUUUUGGUACAGUAAUACUGAUACAGUUUGCUAUUGGUGGAUGGACUUUAUGUAUGGCUGCCUAUAAGCUUGUAAGCCUGAACGUGCUGAGCAUCGAGUUUGCUUCCAUAACGCUGUUCAUCAUGUGCAUCUUCAUCGAGCUGCUGCUGUUUUGCUACUACGGGAACGAAGUGAAAGUCGAGAAGUGGAGUGGAGUGUUAACGUGUGGUGGCGGUGUGCGCGCGGCAGAGCGACCGCAUGGUGGAGUCGCUGUACGCGAUGCAGUGGCUGGGCACGCCGCUGCGCUUCCAGCGCUCGCUGCUCGUGUUCAUGGAGCGCGCCAAGCAGCCGCUGCGCCCCGUCGCCGGCCGCAUCAUACCGCUCUCGCUUGAAACAUUCCUCACGAUCAUAAAGUCAUCCUAUACGUUUUAUGCUGUUUUGCGACAGACAAAGUGAAUGAGAACAUUAUAAAUACUCGUAGCUACCUAUACAUUUCAUAAUAAUUAUUUUACGGUACUGUGGACCUUAAUGAUGUAUGCUUAUUAUAUGUAUAGACAUCUUACUUCAACAAUUUACAUUAGAAUCUUGAAUUUAUUGUAAUAUAUGUUACUUUACUUCUUUAACAAUUACACAGCCCUCUCAAGGAGUUGUACUAUCUGGUCUCGGUUUUAAUUAUAUAUAGGAUAGGUAAUAAUUUAGUGAACGAGUAUUGUUAUGUAGUAGUUAAAUUAUAUUAAUAUUAUAAAUAAGAAACUUUGUUGUACAGCUCGCCAUUGGCAGAGAGUUCAUCCCCAUACCUUACAGUCUAAAUGAUGAAAAAAAAAUACUCAGGUUAUGGAAUAAGCUUCCUGUUGAGGUUUUUCCAAGAGAGUACAUUAUGGGGUUAUUAAAAAAAAAAAAAAAAAACACUGAUUUAAAUGAAAUUUAGAACACGAAUAGAUUAUAUCGUAACAUAUACUUUAUACACUGACUUAGGCGUGCGAAGUCGCACAGGAUACAGCAAGGAUAUCGUCAUAGUCGUAGAAUACUGACGGAUCUAUAUAUGUAAUCUUUGUCAGAUCCGUCAGUAUUCUAUGACUAUGACGAUAUUACAGAAUUAAACAGCCUCCAUGUAACAUGGCGUUUACGUUACUAAACACUUUGAAUUAGGCAUGUAAAAUAACUUUCAUGUUUGAGUUGGUUCAGAUAAUUACGAAUGAUUACAUUAAAUUUUUAUCAAAUCACAAAUAUAUAUUUUCAAUAAAAAUAAAAAAAAAUCUAUAUGUGUGAGUUGUUAUAUUAACUUGGCACUACAAUGAGAAGUAUUAAAAUCGAAUCCUUGAGACAUCGUGACGGACGCCGCGCCGUGCCGCGCCGCUCUCAUGCUAAUAACGAGAGCUGCUAACAAAAAUUGAAUUUAAAGCGAGCCGCCUUCAUUUGAAUUUAUUACGAAUAUCAUUUUCAUUCAUUUGCAUUUCAUUCAAUUUCGCCCGGGAACAGUUGAGCGGCGCGCCUCGCCGCCGGUGUGGAUGCGGCGCGGCGGCCGCGGUCGGCGCUCCGACGCCGACACGCGCCUCUUAUAUUUAAGUACAUUCAAUGUUUUUGUUUUCGCCGCUGUUUAAGGCUCGUCCUUCGAAUCGUUUAAAUAUCGAUUAAGAACUCGCAUUGUACUCGUAUAAUGUUGUAUAAGAUUGCAAUAAAAAAGUUCUGAAUGAUUCGUUUAUUAUUUUUGUGAAAGUUUUUCGUAAAUUCUUAACCCCCGAAUCUUAUCAAAAAUUAAAUAUUGUCUCCUUGUAUCUGUAUGAUCACUUUUAUUGAAGUAGGAUUGCGGACACUGGGUUCUCUCUACUGUCUCAUAAAAGUCUUGACGUGUAGAUAGUAAAAGCACAGUACCUAUUAUUAUAAAAUAGAAUUGAGUAUUAUUCCUACCUUUAUUAUAUUGGUACCUAACGAAUGUUGCAGUAAAAGAAAUUAAAAAAAAAAAUUAACAAGUCUAGCUAAUUACGCCCGAGGGUAGAUAUAAAAACAAAGUACGGAUUUCGUUGAUAAUGGUGAGUGGUGCUAGUGGAGCUAGUGUAAGCCAAUAGUUCACUUGACAUCGAGAGGCAUCUUAUUAGGCCGCUGCACGCUGCAGCGGUGCGCGGGGCGCGGGGCG